Molecule: messenger RNA, 1480 nt
Organism: Triticum aestivum (bread wheat)
Lineage: Eukaryota; Viridiplantae; Streptophyta; Magnoliopsida; Poales; Poaceae
Exons: 1
Coding region: 169-1191 (340 amino acids)
Cellular component (GO): membrane
Source: RefSeq, a predicted model, not a curated record
UAUAGGAGAUCAUUUGCCUCCAUUGGUGAUUAACCUCUCGUAGCUCUGGCCACCUCCUCCGCUCGCUCCGUCCAUCCGGCCCGCCGUUCGAGCCGUCCGUCGAGAUGGCGGCAUCCUACCGCCGCCGCCACACGCCACGGCGCUAGCCCUCCAGAAAGAGAGGCAGCAAUGGCGGUCCCAUCGUCGUCCUUGUUGUCGUCGCUGCUGCUCCUCGCGCUCUUCCUGCAUCAUCAUUGCUCCGCUGCCCACGAUCGCGGCAGCGCCGCCGUCGUCGUCAACAUCUCCGCCGUGGAGGACGUCGUCCGCGACCGCGCGUUCGAGCUGCUCCACCGCACCGACAAGCUCGUGGGCGUGCCCCUCACGGCCUGCCCGUCGGCGUGCGGCCUCGUCGAGGUCCAGGCCUCGGCGCUGCGCGUGCGGAGCAGCUCCCUCUGGGCCGACGGCGUCAACGCCACCGACGCCGCCGCCGGCACCGCGGGGUUCACCGUGCCGCCUCGCGUCGUGCCGUCCCCGUUCGCCCGCCGCGUCGACGUCGUCUUCGAGCGGUUCGUCGGCAGCAACUCGUCCGGCGCGCUCUUCGCCGUGCCGCCCGGGUACGCGCUGGCCGCCCCCGUGGCCGCGCUGCUCGCGUACGACGUGUCGACCGGGAACAACGGCAGCAGGGCCGUCGGGCUCCGGGCGCUCGGUGCGCCCGUCCGCGUGGAGUUCGGUGACCUCUCGUCGGCGGCGGCGAACGGGACACAGCCGUUCAACGCCACGGCGGCGAGGUGCGUGACCUUCGCGGUGGCCAGCGGGCAGGCCAAGGCCGUGGCCACGCACGCCAUGGCGUCGGACACCGCGUGCACGGUGACCGGCACGGGCCACUACGGCGUGGCGGUGCGGCUGCAACCGCCACCGCCUUCGCCGACGCCGCCGACGCCGCAGCCGCCUGCGGCGGUGCGGGAGCGCUGGUGGGCAUGGAUGGCGGUGGCCGGCGUCGGCGGGGUGGUGGCGGUGGGUUUCCUGGCGGCCACCGUGGUCGCGGCGGUGCGGUGGAGCAGGAGGCGCAGGAGGGAGGAGAUGGACCUGCGGGCGUUGGCCGGGGAGGAGCUGGGGCGGAUGGCGGUGCGGGGGAGCAGGAUGCCGGCGGCGAAGAUGGUGAGGACGCGGCCGGAGCUGGAGGACGGGAGCCCCAUGGCGUGGCGGCGCUAGCUCCCCCGCCGGUCGCACUGUCGCCGUCUGGUUUAACUAGGUGUACCUUUUUUUUUUCUCAGCAUCAGAUAUUCAGACUUGUAUUGUUGUUGUACAUUAUUACACACAGUACUUUGUAGUACUCUAUAUAUGAUAUAUUGUGUAAACUCAGAUUAAAAAUGUACAUCGAAAUAGGUUAUCUUUCUUGAGAGCAACAUCUCACUGCAUUUCUUUGAGAACAGUAGUAGCAGAUUGCAAUGGACUGUCUACUUCCUUUUUACAUAAUAGGGCGUUUCAGUGCCCAGACUCA